AGAGGCAGAGGCAUAGGUAGAGGUAGAAGCAGAGGCAGAAUUGUGGUGGCGGCGGUGGUAGUAGCAGUCGUAGGGAUCAGGAAGAGAAUCUAGCGUCACCCAUCGUGAGCAUCUCUCAGUGGCUGCCCGGCCAGCACGCCGGCACUACGGCUUCGAUCGUUCUUAGUUCGUGGUGUAUCACGCAUUGCGUCACGCAGGCGCUCGCUCGCGCUUCCUAACUUCGGAAAUAUUCGCUUAAAAUCGGCCGUCCUCGUACGGCCUCGGAAAAAGCGCCGGAAUCGAGCGAAGAGGACGCGUCAACGGCCGAGGUCGUACGAAUCUAGUCGAACGUAACCGAGUUAAUACGAACGGAAACGAAGUGGCACGGCUGUGCACGGGUUGCCUGGUUGCAGGCGCGCAGUGCAGCCGCCGGUCUCCCGCCAGGUCAGUCGCGGCUCGACCGGCGAUGUUCUUCUUCCUCGCUUGAGAGACCACGAGGAGGGAUCGACCUCUCGCGUUUCUCUCUCUCUCUCUCUCUCUCUCUUUUUCUCUCUUUCUCUUUCUCUAUUUAUUUUUCUCUUUUUUAUCUGUAUUUUUUCCUUUGUCCCUCUUAUUCGUUCAUUCGUUUGAUAUACCUUUUUUUCUUUCUUCUUCUCUUUGUCUUUGUCUCUAUUUCUCCCCCUUUUCCUGUUGUUUCUUUUUCUAUCUUCGUCUCGCUUUUACACUGGUGAUUCCGCCGACGAGUUUUAUCGAGCGUCGCAGCCUCUUCCCGAAUCUUCGACGAGUGGAGAAACGAGAAAGGUACGAAAAAAGACAGAAGACAAGAUGCCAGCAGCCGGUGCGGCGGUACCGGACGUGGCCGAAGGUGCUGGACAAUUGGGUGAACUGGACGAACCACCUGAACCUCGUGUACGUGGACCAAGUGGUCGAGCUGGAUUGAUGAAACCACUGGUUGUCCUUGCGCUUCCCGGAAUGUAUCUUUUCUACAAGUACAGUCAGUACAGGCGGGAGCAACGUGAACUCUCUCGUAGAAGAGUCACCGAGAGGGAACUACAACAUCUUCAUCACAAAAUCGAUAAAUUGUUAACGAAGUUGGAAGAAAACGAACCGGAGUUAGCCUCUUCACAGGAGGACGAAUGCGUGAUAUGCGUGAACGCAAGGGCUACGAUGCAAACGGCACCGUGCGGACACCGUGUGGUUUGCAGACGUUGCUUCGUAAAAACGAUACAGAUGGCUGUGUCGCAGCGUCUCUUACCACUGAGAUGUGUCAUAUGCAGAGCGAAGAUUCUUCGAUUAAAGCAAACUCUUAUUCCACGAGAUUAUUCGAUGUCUGGUAAAUCAUGGGUCUUGCCUCAAAGUGCAUCAGAGUACAACAUGGGUAUAGGAGUAAGCGUUGGGGUGUCUGGACCAGGAAGUAGGUGGGGUACAGGAAGUGUACCAGCUUCUGCUUCUCUUUACUCUAUGGCCAGCGGUUCGUCAUCCAUUUCUGGAGUGUCUUCCGUGUCUUCGGCAACAUCGUCUUCUGUUAGCAGUACCGGAAGUACAGGUUCCACCCUUGGCAAACCAACGAGAGUGAGACAACCAACCGGUGCGACCCUGAGACGUUCUCAAACUCAAUCGAUGAAGCUGCGUAUUCAAGAAUACCAGGAUCCAAUUCAGCAGGUGGCUGAAGAGGAAGACAUUAUGAGAGAAAAUCGUAGAUUGCCACCUAUCAAAGAGUUUCAAAGAGAUUAUCGUGCUGGAAAGGCCUCAACUAGAAUACGAUGUGCUCAGAAAAUUGUGACGCAAUUGGAGACAACACCGAGUACAAGAGGAACGUCGAAUGUCGUGACUACCGGUUCAUCGUCGACCUCGUCGUCGUCCUCAUCCUCGUCAUCGUCGUCGUCGUCAUCGUCGUCAUCGAAUGGAUCGUCGAAUGGGCGUUCGACGUCGAAGAGGCCACCAGCACAACCGAAAAUGUCGGUAGUUCAAGAGAUUCAAAAAUUGAAGAAGGAAAAAGAACGAGAGAAAGAGAGAGAAAAGGCGGAAAAAGCACGACAGAAGGAAGAAGAGAAGGCUGAAAAGAAUAGACAAAAGGAGGCCAAGAAAUUGGCUAAAGAAGAAAAAAAAAGAGCGAAGAAGGAAGCAAAAGCGAGACGGAAGGAAGCUGAGGAAGCUCUUUUGAGGGACGACAAGUAGUCUCCUAUCGAUUUUCAACUUGAUCCACGAAGAUCAAGAGAUCGAGAUAACGAUAGACGGACUCGGACUCGUGGCAUUGCCUACGCGAAGAAAGGACUUUUUAAGGAAUUGGAGCAUUGUACCUGAUGAGUCACAGAUCGAUCCUUUUUUUAUAUCUAAAUGUACGAAAAGAGAUAAAUAAAAAGAGAAAUAGAAAUCUGAUAAUUAAUUAGAGAUCCUAGAAUUGUUAAAAAUUAAUAAUUAUUGUUAAAAGCAUUCGAAAAGAAUGAACAACUGGAGUUUCGAGAUAUCAAUAAAAAAAGAAAGAAGGUAAGAGAGAGAGAAAAAGAAGAAAAAUAAAAGGAUACUUCGAGUAUUCUGUGACUCAGCUCGAACAGUUCAAGAAAGGAUAUUAUAUGUGUUGGAAGGAGGAGUGUCCUCAUUAAUGCGCUGGAAAAGUUACUAUGUAAGAAAAAAAAAUUAAAAAUAACAAAAAGAAAAAAAAAUAAAAAGAAAAUGAAUCUAGAAGCGGCCAAAAAACUUAGUAAACCGUCAUAUCGAGUUAAUUGCGGACUAAUUAAUAUCGUUAUAAAAAUUCGAACUUAGCGUCGUACGUAUACAUAUAUAUGUAUGUAUGUAUAUAUUGUGUGUAUAUAUAUAUGUAUACAUAUAUAUGUAUGUAUGUAUAU
Molecule: messenger RNA, 2825 nt
Organism: Vespa crabro (European hornet)
Lineage: Eukaryota; Metazoa; Arthropoda; Insecta; Hymenoptera; Vespidae
Exons: 9
Coding region: 805-2157 (450 amino acids)
Source: RefSeq, a predicted model, not a curated record